This is a messenger RNA of Lethenteron reissneri (Far Eastern brook lamprey), 2066 nucleotides long. RefSeq names its product zinc transporter Slc39a7-like. The record is from RefSeq and is a predicted model, not a curated record. Gene Ontology annotation, cellular component: membrane. NCBI's taxonomy places the organism in Eukaryota, Metazoa, Chordata, Hyperoartia, Petromyzontiformes, Petromyzontidae. Gene Ontology annotation, biological process: zinc ion transmembrane transport; intracellular zinc ion homeostasis. Gene Ontology annotation, molecular function: zinc ion transmembrane transporter activity.
AUGGCGUCACCGCAGCCGCAAAGCGCCCUGGGCGCCACGCUGCUGAUCUCCGCCGCGCCGUUCCUCAUACUCUUCCUGGUGCCGCUCGACUCGGACUCGGCGCGUCGCUCCUCGCUGCUGCACACGCUGCUCAGCUUCGCCUCGGGGGGACUCCUCGGAGACGCCUUCCUCCACCUCAUCCCCCACGCCAUCGAGCCGCACUCUCACCACUCGGAGUCCGGACACGGACACGGACACGGCGAGACGCACAACCAGGGACACGGACACAGCCACGGCCCUGGCUCGCACCUCAUGUCCGUGGGCCUCUGGGUUCUGUGCGGAAUCAUCGUCUUCCUCUCCGUGGAGAUGUUCGUGAGACACAUCAAAGGGAGCCAUGGACACGGCCACAGUCACGGUCACGCUCACGUCGAGAAACGAGAGAAGGGAGCGAAGAAAUCGGAUAAAGGGGACGGGGAGGUGGUGGAGGGGGAGGAGGUGGGGGUGCGGAGGAGACGCCCGGACCCAGCCAGCCCCCAGGAGGGGGAGGUGGCUCCUGCAGACGGGGGCCAGGGGGGGGCCCAGGAGGGAGGGGCUGAGAAGAGGGAGGAGGAGCCCAAACGAGAGCUGCAGGUGUCUGGCUACCUGAACCUGGCAGCGGACGUGACGCACAACUUCACGGACGGCCUGGCGAUCGGGGCCUCCUUCCUGGUGGGGCCCAACGUGGGCGUGGUGACGACGCUCACCAUCCUGCUGCACGAGAUCCCCCACGAGAUCGGCGACUUCGCCAUCCUCCUGCAGUCGGGCUGCACCAAGAGACAGGCCAUGUGGCUGCAGCUGUUGACGGCGGUGGGCGCCCUGGCGGGCACGGCGUGCUCGCUGCUGGCGGAAGGGGCUGGCGAGGCGGCCUCUGCGUGGGUGCUGCCCUUCACUGCGGGCGGCUUCAUCUACAUCGCCACCGUCUCCAUCCUGCCCGAGCUGCUGGGCCGAGCCGCGCCCCUCGCUCAGUCCGCCCGACAGCUCGUCGCCAUGCUCACCGGCGUCGCCAUGAUGGUGCUCAUCGCCGCGUUCGAGUAAUGCGGCAGUGUGGGGGGGGAUGUGAGGGUGGGGGGGGAGGUGCUGGGGUGAUGCGAGGAGGAUGCCCGUGAAUGGGGAGAGGAGUAUCGAUGGCCGUGAUGUUCGCGGGGAGAGGAUGGGAGUGAUGGGCGAGUGAUGGAGGGGAUGGAGCCAUGGUGGGGUGAGAGAGUGGCGGUCUCCGAGGGGUGUUGUCUGUGGCUGUAACGGAGUGUAAGUGUCGGUGUGUAGGGUGUGUGUCCGUGCUCCCGUGUGUCCUUGUAUUGGGUGUCUGUCUGUCACAAAGUGGAUUCUCAUCAUUCCAUAGUUAAAUGUGUGUAUGUGUGACUCUGGGUUUGUGUGUGUGUGCACAUGUCUGGGUGAGUGUGUGUAUCUGCGAGUGUCCGUGUGAGUCUGCAUGUGACUUUGUAUGAUCUGCAAUCUCUUUUAAUUCAAACGCUCCGCGUGUGGGAGACGGUAUGAAUUUGUCCGAGCGUUUCCGUGCGUGUCAGUGUGUUGGGGAGCGGUGGCGCACCGGUUAGCGCACUGCACUACGAUAUGAGCGAACCGAGUUCAAUUCCCGGACCACAGCUGACAAGGUCAGCGAGUGACAUUUGCACCCGGCUCAAGGCUUUACCCCCCCUAGGUCGACUCGGCCUUAAACGAGUGCCUGGUGCAGCGUGCACACGUCAGCACUGGGGGAGACAAAGGCGGCCGUGUAUAAUGCUGGCCACAAUACCCCCCCCUCCUGUGCCGUGUCGGCCUCCAUAAGUCGCUCGUUAACAUCGCUUGCCCCAACAGUCUGUAGAGGCUACAUGGGGGACCUGUGUGUGUGUGUCGGUGUGGGUGGACUAACACAAGGGGUUGUGUGUGAGUGUGUGUCAACACACACCACAGGUUUACACACCCGCGCAUGCUGUACACGUACACACACCCGCACACACACCCGCACAACGUUACACGGUCUCCUAUAUCAUGUGAAUGCCUGAUCUGUAACGAGGCCCCAGUUUACGGGAAUAAAUCUCCACGCAAUUUUG